Molecule: messenger RNA, 269 nt
Organism: Mus caroli (Ryukyu mouse)
Lineage: Eukaryota; Metazoa; Chordata; Mammalia; Rodentia; Muridae
Product: translation machinery-associated protein 7
Source: RefSeq, a predicted model, not a curated record
GGGGCUGGAGGCGCCAUGUCGGGCCGGGAAGGUGGCAAAAAGAAGCCCCUGAAACAGCCCAAGAAGCAGGCCAAGGAGAUGGACGAGGAAGAUAAGGCUUUCAAGCAGAAACAAAAGGAGGAACAGAAGAAACUCGAGGAGCUAAAAGCCAAGGCCGCCGGGAAGGGCCCCCUGGCCACAGGUGGAAUUAAGAAAUCUGGCAAAAAGUAAGCUGUUCCUCACAUCUGGGGUGAUGGUGACCCUCCUCUUCCAUUCCUAUUUAAACAUCU